Messenger RNA from Sitodiplosis mosellana (orange wheat blossom midge), 3273 nucleotides. It is a transcript of the gene SAK, whose product is annotated as serine/threonine-protein kinase PLK4. The transcript has 6 exons. The record is from RefSeq and is a predicted model, not a curated record. Gene Ontology annotation, biological process: protein phosphorylation. Lineage: Eukaryota; Metazoa; Arthropoda; Insecta; Diptera; Cecidomyiidae. Gene Ontology annotation, molecular function: ATP binding; protein kinase activity. Bases 442 to 2922 code for a protein of 826 amino acids.
GUGUGUAUGUGCAUAUGUGUAUGCGUGCGCUUGCUACUAUGCUUGAACCACUGACGCAUUGGUAUUUUGUCGAUUUUGAAUUUGUCUCUGUGUUUAACGUUCUCAUUUUCAAAACCGGUAACGUAAACUGUUUCGCUAUUCUGUCUUCGUCUUGUUUUUCUUUUGUGGCGUCAUCAAGUUUUUGUGAGAGUGAACAUUUCAAAGGCGAAUGUCAAAAAGAAUACUUUUCAAUCAACUUGGAUUUUUUUUUUGUUUACAUGUCAAAUUUUGUGUGCGAAAAACUAAAAAUAAAUUGAAUAAAUACGGACAUUUCAAAUAACAAUUUCGAUAAUAUCGUGAAAUGAAGGAAAUACUUUUGGAAAAAUGAAACAAUUACUUGAAAAAAAUUCAUUCGACGAUCGAUAAAAUUUGAACAACCGAAUACCAAAACAACCAUUCAACAUGUCACAAAUUAGUUUAACAAUUGGAGAAAAGAUCGAGGAUUAUGAGAUUCUCGAUCUUCUGGGGAAAGGUGGUUUUGCUUGCGUCUACCGAGCAAAAUGCUUGAAAUCAGGUUUCGAAGUGGCAUUAAAAAUGAUCGACAAGAAAAUGAUGCAAAGUUCGGGUAUGGUGGGUAGAGUGAAACAAGAAGUGGCCAUACAUUCGAAACUUAAACAUCCAUCAAUUUUGGAAUUGUAUACGUUUUUUGAGGACAUUAACUAUGUGUAUCUAGUGUUGGAAUUGGCGCAAAAUGGUGAAUUACAUCGAUAUUUAAAAGAGAGCCAGAGAGUGCUGACGGAAUCGGAGACAGCGAAUGUUUUGAUGCAAGUUGUGAAUGGCCUACUUUAUUUGAAAGUAAAUAACAUCCUUCAUCGUGACAUGUCCCUUUCGAAUCUGCUGUUGACGAAUGAUCUCAAAGUGAAAAUUGCCGAUUUCGGUUUGGCCACACAGCUGUCGCGGCCCGAUGAGAAGCAUAACACACUGUGUGGCACACCUAAUUACAUAUCACCGGAAGUGGCGUCUCGGGCAACACAUGGAUUACCGGUUGAUGUUUGGGGUGUAGGAUGCAUGAUGUACACACUGCUUGUGGGCAAGCCACCAUUUGAUACGGAUGGUGUAAAAUCAACCUUGACAAGGGUUGUGAUGGCCGAUUUCGUUGUUCCAAACUAUUUGUCCAUCGAAGUGAAAGAUUUGCUUGAUCGCAUGCUGCGAAAAAAUCCCACUGAACGCAUCCAAAUCGAAGACGUACUCACGCAUCCCUUUAUGUUGAAACACCUAGGUGCGUCGCAUCAAAACUUUUCAAAUACGGUCGCAUCGGUUGACAGUGGAUUGCAUACGAUGUCAAGUGGGAUGACAUCGGCGCAAAAUUUCACGGGUAAAAUGGAUCAAAUGCGACAACGUUCCGAUGAACAAUGCUACUAUCAACAGAAAACGGCGCCAGUUAAGGCGACAAAUUUGUUUGACAAAAUGGGUCACAGUGCAUCAUCGCUGUACAAUCGUUACGAUUCACAGUACAAUGAUUACGCGCAUCAGCCGCUUCAAUCGCAAUCCAAUGAGCUCGUCGAUCGAAUCGGAAAUAUGGGAUUGAUGCAACCGCAGGUGGAUAAACAAAUGUUUGGUGGCUAUUCAGCAAAGCCAACGUUUGGCGUUCGCCAUACAUCAAGUGACAUGCUCACAAAUCACACGCCGAUGCCAUUGCAGGAAAAUCGGUUCUAUGGCAUGCAAACGAAUAUGGGCCAUCAGCCAAAUUUGGCCGCUCCAACUCAAGUGAACAAUGUAAAUUUCCAACCGGUACUCACGAAACAACAACCGCCACCGAAACCGAAGCCCAACCCAAAAUUGUGUGUUCCGCCGCUAAAUUCAGAGCGUUUACUGCCGACGAGAUUCAAAACAAAAGCGUGCAUCUUGAGUAUAUUGUUCCUCGGCGAGGUUGUUGUCGAAUUGGUCAAGUCCAAAUACAAUGAAGAUCGUGUGGUAGAUGUUUGUCGCAUAUCAAAAGAUGGCCUACGCAUUGUUGUUUAUCAACCAGACGCUGGACGUGGUGUGAAAAUCCAAGAUACUCCACCGGAUUUACCGGAAUCGGGUGCCGAUUCAAUCUAUAGUUACGAAAACCUACCGUCUAAGCAUCAAAAGAAAUACGUGUACGCAUCGCGGUUCAUCCAAUUGGUACGAGCAAAAACACCGAAAAUCACCUACUAUUCGCACAAGGGCAAAUGUGACCUGAUGGAAAAUUUGGAGAAUUUUGAACUAUCAUUUUAUGAUGGUGACAAAAUUGUACGAACGUCCGACGAUAAUGUAACCAUUUACGAUUGCGAUGGAAAUACGUUGGCGUUGAACAAUGAAAACGAUUCGAUACGAGCACUUUGGCUGCAUUAUCAAGAGUGUUUUGAGCACUGUAAAACACUUGAACGAACGCUGAGCAGUAUAAACAGUGAAAGUGAAUGCUUUCCAAUAAUUGUCGGCCGACGGCCCACCUCGGCGCCAGUGUUGGGUGUUUCAAAGUGUAAUAGCAAUAAUUUCCUGAGUCCACGUCUUGGAGGUGCAUCUUCGCUCAUGUCACUGAACAGUGUUGCAUCAAUGAAAACAUCGCAAAACAAAACAUCGCCAAUGUUCAAUACGUCUUUGGAAAGGGUGAUAGUGCCGGGCAUUGGGAUCGCAACGCAAUCGCCUGAUGGUGUAGUGGAGGUGACCUACAAAGACAGCACUCGAUUGACUUUUAGGCAAGCGGAUCCAGGCGCCGGCGGUAUAAUGUACACACUAGCAAAUGGCAGAUCGUGUGAAUACACGGGAAGAGAUGAAGUACCCGAAGUAGUUCGCAGUAAAUUGACACAUAUGCCAAUCGUAAUCAAACACUUGGCAGCCCACAACAAUGGUCCGACGAUGCCACUAUGCACGCCGGUCAGCAAUAAAUGCAUGCAGCAACCAAUGAAAUUCUUUCGAUAGGACUUUUUCUUGUUCGAAUCAAAGCUCAGAUUAUAUUUAAUUAUUAUCAUAUUGAAAUGAAGAAGAAGAAGAAAAAAAAACGGAUAGCAGCGCUGAGCUUGCCAUACUUCAACCAGUGAUUCCAUUGUUUUAACAAACGCACACAUUCUGCAUUUAAAUCACAUAUUUAUAGAUCUUAUUUUUUGUAUUGAUUGUAGAAGAUUAAGUCGGUUUAAGAAAGUUUUGUUAUAUUUUUUUUAGUAAACUUUUUUUUAAAUAGAAAAUUAACAUUGUAGACUGAUGCAUCAAACAAAAUGGAAAAAAAAACAAACAACAAUCGUACAAAAAAUAUAACAAAUGAGACAAUUGCAA